Molecule: messenger RNA, 1117 nt
Organism: Harpegnathos saltator (Jerdon's jumping ant)
Lineage: Eukaryota; Metazoa; Arthropoda; Insecta; Hymenoptera; Formicidae
Gene: Arf79F
Product: ADP-ribosylation factor 1
Exons: 5
Coding region: 304-852 (182 amino acids)
Molecular function (GO): GTPase activity; GTP binding
Source: RefSeq, a predicted model, not a curated record
AACGCAAGUGACAUAUAUGUGCAACGUGGCAUUACCAGACAGCUCGAUAGUAAGAGCAAGUCUCUAGAUAAUGGAUCUUUGAGCGUGGUACCUCGGACGAUUCGCUGGGGAGUAGGUCGAAGGUGACAGACAACCGGGUGUACGCAGUGGCUUCUCAGACCGCACAAUAUCUUCCGCCUCGCUCGCAGUAUCACGCUGCACUGGCUUUCUAAAUAGUACGAUCACACCUUUCGAAAGUGCGUAGAUCGCCGGCAAAGCAGUCUAUCGUGAUCUCCGAGGGUCCUGACAUAACUAGUAUCAAUCAUGGGGAAUAUGUUUGCAACGUUAUUCAAAGGCCUCUUCGGCAAAAAGGAAAUGAGGAUUUUGAUGGUGGGUCUCGAUGCAGCUGGUAAAACCACAAUUCUGUACAAAUUAAAAUUAGGGGAAAUUGUCACUACGAUUCCCACUAUAGGUUUCAAUGUAGAAACGGUCGAGUAUAAGAAUAUAAGUUUCACUGUAUGGGAUGUGGGUGGUCAAGACAAAAUCAGGCCUCUAUGGCGGCAUUAUUUUCAGAAUACGCAAGGAUUGAUAUUCGUCGUCGAUAGCAACGAUAGGGAACGUAUCGGCGAAGCACGCGAAGAAUUGAUGAGAAUGCUGGCGGAAGAUGAGCUCAGAGAUGCGGUACUUCUCAUAUUCGCAAACAAACAGGAUCUGCCGAAUGCAAUGAACGCAGCGGAGAUUACCGACAAGUUGGGAUUGCAUUCUCUACGUAAUCGCAAUUGGUACAUUCAAGCGACGUGUGCCACAAGCGGGGACGGACUUUACGAGGGCCUCGAUUGGCUCUCCAAUCAGCUGAAAAAUGCCAACCGCUAAUUGGAAAAUUAUUCUGUCAACAUUCAGUUGCUAUAUUAACACCAUACAAAAGAAAAAGAAAAAAAAAGAGCUGCACACCUGUCCCCCCAUAAGAACGAGUAACAUAAAAAGAAAUACAGACUCUGUGAGGUCCCGCCGGCCUCGAAAGGAAAGAAUAGAAGGAUCAUCGUUGAAAGUCUCUGAAGAUCUCUGCGCUGUGAAGUUUUUGGGGGGAGGGGAGUGGGCAAGAGGCCGCAAGCACACACGAUCGAACGGCCACACAGGA